AAGUCGCGGUGCAGGGCAUUUCAGUUGGAUUUUACCGAUCAAGAGCAAGUAUUUUCGAUACAGAAAUAUUAAAAUAACAAAAAUGGCUAAUAAGAGUGAAGCUUACAGUACAGAUAAUCCAGGCUACAAAGGGGAUCAAGGUCAGCCCCAGCAAGGCUACCCCCAGCAAGGCUACCCCCAGCAAGGCUACCCCCAACAACAAGGUUACCCAAUGCAGCAAUAUCCUGCUGGUACUAAUGUGGUGAUCGGCCAACCAGCAACUACCAUCGUCACCAAUCCACGACCAAAUGAUUACUUUACGUUUGCACUUCUUACAUGUCUGUGCUGUUUUUGGCCAACAGGUAUCGCAGCCCUGGUCUUCUCCUGCAACUCACGUGAUGCCAGUGACCGGUUGGACUUCAACCAAGCACAAAAUGAUGGACGAAUGGCCAAGAUCUUUUCAAUCAUAAGUUUGGUGAUUGGUCUGGUCUGGAUUAUAGCUGUCAUUAUUUAUGCAAUUGUUGCAGCCACUGUGGUAACAAAAGCAUAUACCCGUACUUAUUAUGGGUAGGGUGGGGCCUGGAUUGGUGCGGGGUGGGGAAGUAGGGAGUGGGUUUUUGGAUAAUGGGGGGUUUGGCGGGGCCGAGUUUUUCGCCUAUGACGUGACGAGUGAAUCUGUAAAGUGGUAAGGGUUUGGGCUGAUAUUAGGAGAAGGUUCUAAAAGGGGGGGGGGGGGGUUAGGGUAGUGGUGUAGAAGGAGAUUUUUUUUUUUUUUUUUUUUAGUAGAGGAAGGAUUAUCUCUGUAGCUCCGAAAGCUUUUGUCCUCAUUUCAUCUUUUUGUCCAGAAAAAUAUUACACUAAAUAUUCUUAGAAUUCUUAUCUGGCUGUGACGUCGUAAAUCCCGUUUUGUUGAAGCUGACAAAUAUGCCAAGGAAGGCACUAAAUAAUCAUUCAUUCGUACAUUUUACACUUUCUUGUUUUUAACAAUUUUUUUUUUAAUUUUUGAAAAUUUUCAAAAUCUAUUUUCUAGUUCUUUAAUGUAUGAAAAGUUUUUUAAUAUAAAAUAAUUUUUGUAUAAAA
Lottia gigantea (owl limpet) is the source of this 1059-nucleotide messenger RNA. RefSeq lists its product as hypothetical. The transcript is spliced from 4 exons. NCBI's taxonomy places the organism in Eukaryota, Metazoa, Mollusca, Gastropoda, Lottiidae. Bases 83 to 550 code for a protein of 155 amino acids. The record is from RefSeq and is a predicted model, not a curated record. Gene Ontology annotation, cellular component: membrane.